Molecule: messenger RNA, 5221 nt
Organism: Styela clava
Lineage: Eukaryota; Metazoa; Chordata; Ascidiacea; Stolidobranchia; Styelidae
Source: RefSeq, a predicted model, not a curated record
UAUCUAGAUAAAGUAUAUAGUCCCUUAUAGUCAUGGAUGUGAGCACACUUCCUAAAGACAUGAAUAUAACUGACGACUACGUAAAAAUGGUCGGUGAAGUGAAACGUGAUUUUAUAAAAGCUGCAAAAGAAAAAAAGAAGAAAAAUAAAGAAGACAACCCAGAUUACGAAGGAUAUGAUUCAUACGACGAAACAGAGAAAGAAAAGGAAUUAGCCAGAAUCAAAAGAGAACGUGGAAAAUCUUGUCGCCCUAAAAAAGCAGUCAAUGCGCAUGCCCGCCAGUUUUCUAGAAGGGUAAAAGUGGUGGCCGUCAAACCUCUUGUCAAUAUUAACCCAGAGGAAAUCGAAGAUGAAGAAGAAAGGAAAAACGCCAUCGAGUUACAGAAGCGACGACGCGAACAUGCAUCAAUGAGACAUGGUGUUCCAGUCCAUAUGCGUACGAAAAUGUUAUCAGGCGAACAAGCGACUCUGAAUCCAUCUCAACCUAACUUGCGUGUUCGACGCACUGUUAGAAAAUCAACUCGUGGUGGUCCAUCACUACAACAAAGAAAGAAUUUUCUCACACUCGGGACAGUUGCUGAAGGAGGAGAUACAGCUUCAUCCGAUGCCACGCCUCCACUUCCGAUAAGAAAGCGAGUCUCAGUUCGACGAGUAUUGAAACCACCCGAUCAAAAUCCAGAGGGUGGCGAUCAAACAGGUGAUAAUAAUUCACUUGCUGCGAGACCAAGAAGACUUCGAGUAUCACGAAUCAUGAAAUUCACAAAACCGGAGGAUGAAAAUAAAACCGGCGAACAAGAAGAAGGACAGCCAGCAGGAUUACAAGCACGCCCUCGAAAACUACGGGCUUCAAAGUUUAUACGAUUCGGCGGGGAAGGAGACGAGGGAACACCAGAGGAGGGUAAACCUAUCAGAGUUGGAUCUAGAAGAAUAAGAAGAUCGGUGAAAAUAAAACCUAUAAAGGAAUCAGAAGAUGACAAAGAUAAACCAACCAACGAAGACCAAGAAGAACCAAAACCAAUCCGAAAACUUCGCGUGUCACGUCGAUCAGUACGUAGAGUUCCUGUUGUUGCUUCUGAACCUGGGGUUGAUGCAGAAAAUGAAAACAAGACCGAGGGAGAAGAUGCCCUCAAACUUACGCCUAGAAAGCUGCGAAUGUCGAAAUUUGUAAAAUUUGAAGGUGACGGCACUGGAGGUCGAAAAAUUAAAGCUUCAGCAAGACGAAAAGGACCUAGGUUAAAACUGGGAUUAGGCAACUUAGAAGACGAAGAAAGUGAACAUUCAGAUGGAUCUAUCAGCCGAGAACGCAAUUCGAGAAGAAUUGCUGUGAACGAAAAAUACAAAGAAAAAUAUCUCGAAGAGUAUAAGGAACUAGGUGGAACGGAAAACGUUAACACAGCUCACUUAAUUGGAGACCGCCCACCUGGUCGACAGCGUGUCGUACGUGCAUCGAUGAUGAAUAUUAAACCUCUAGCGGCCAGAACUCAAGAUCUUCAGAAAUCGGUAGAAGCACAGCAUACAUUAGACAAACAGUCUGACACAGAAAUAUCUGCUGGUGACGUCAGUGAAAAAAGAGAACAGUUGGUUUCUAAAAAUCUAGAGAAAAAGCUUUUGAAAGGCCUUGCGUUUUCAGGCACAAGUGCUGUGCCGACAAUUGGAAUGAUAAAAGCUCAUAUAAAGCAAGGAGAAGAGGAAGAAAUUACUGAAACCGAAUACAAAGAUUCAUAUCUGGAAGAGGGACUUGAAGCUUCAAGCAAAAAUACAAACGAAAAUAUAUCAGAAAGAAGCGCAUCUCCAUCACCACGAAAACCUAGGAAGAAAAAGAACGUUGGCUCGGAGGAAUCUGCCAACGACAAUGUAGUUACAGAAAGCAAGGAAGAGAACGCACCAAAACCCUGCCCAAGAAACAAACCAGAAACUGUACAAGAAAGACAAAUAGAAGGAUUUGGUGGAAGAAUUUAUAUCGAUACGGGCGAGGAGUAUAAGAGACUGAAAGAUGGUAAAGUAAUAUCUGCCGAAGAUGAAGAUGACAAAGACAGCGAAGAACAAAGAAUGGCAAAAGAAGAAGUCAUGAAACAUUUGGACAAAGCUUGUCAAAACUUCCUUCCAGAAGAAACUAAACAAAAACAAUAUGAAGAAGAAGAAGCUGAGAAAAAACGACUCGAAGCGGAGGAAGCUGAACAAAAACGAAUCGAAGAAGAAACUGAACGAAAGCGCCUUGAAAAUGAAGAAGCUGAACGUAAUCGACUUAAAGAGGAAGCUGAACGAAAAAUAAUUAGAGAAGAAGGCGAACAAAAACGACUAGAAGAAGAAGUGGCCGAACGAAAACGUCUAGAAGAAGAAUCUGAACGUAAUCGACCAGAAGAGGAAGCCGAACGAAAACAGCUAGAAAAGCAAGAGGCCGAACGAAAACGCCUAGAAGAGGAGGAUGCCGAACAAAAACGGCUAGAAGACGAAGAGGCUGAACGUAAACAGCUAGAAGAAGAAGAGGCCGAACAAAAGCGGCUACAAGAAGAGGAGGCCGAACGAAAACGGCUAGAAGAAGAAGAGGCUGAACGGAAACGGCUAGAAGAAGAAGAAGCCGAACAAAAACGGCUAGAAGAAGAAGAGGUCGAACGAAAACGACUGGAAGAAGAAGCGGCCGAACAAAAACGACUGGAAGAAGAAGCGGCCGAACGAAAACGGCUAGAAGAAGAAGAGGCCGAACGAAAACGGCUAGAAGAAGAAGCGGCCGAACAAAAACGUCUAGAAGAAGAAGAGGCCGAACGAAAACGACUAGAAGAAGAAGAGGCCGAACGAAAACGGCUAGAUGAAGAAGAGGCCGAAAGGAAACGGCUAGAAGAAGAAGAAGCCGAACGAAAACGGCUUGAAGAAGAAGAAGCUGAACGAAAACGGCUAGAAGAAGAAGAAGCCGAACGAAAACGGCUAGAAGAAGAAGAAGCCGAACGAAAACGGCUUGAAGAAGAAGAGGCCGAACGAAAACGGCUGGAAGAAGAAGUGGCCGAACGAAAACGGCUUGAAGAAGAAGAAGCCGAACGAAAACGGCUAGAAGAAGAAGCCGAACGAAAACGGCUUGAAGAAGAAGAAGCCGAACGAAAACGGCUAGAAGAAGAAGAAGCCGAACGAAAACGGCUGGAAAAAGAAGUGGCCGAACGAAAACGGCUAGAAGUUGAGGAGGCGGAACGAAAACGGCUAGAGGAUGAAGAGGCCAAACAAAAACGGCUAGAAGAGGAAGAAGCUGAACAAAAACGGCUAGAAGAAGAAGAGGCCGAACGAAAGCGGCAAGAGGAGGAAGAUGCUGAACGAAAACAGCUAGAGGAAGAAGAGGCCGCACGGAAGCGGUUAGAAAAUGAAGAGGCCGAACGAAAGCGGUUAGAAGCGGAAGAAGCCGAACGAAAAAGACUCGAAGAGGAAGCCAAACAAAAUCGGCUAAAAGAAGAAGAAGCCGAACGAAAACGGUUAGAAGAAGAAGAAGCCGAACGUAAACGGCUAGAGGAAGAAGCUGAACAAAAACGACUGGAAGAAGAAGAGGCCGAACGAAAACGGAUAGAAGACGAAGAGGCCGAACAAAAACUAAUGGAAGAAGUUGAACAAAAACGGCAAGAAGAUGAAGAGGCCAAACGAAAACAGCUAGACGAUGAAGAGGCUGAACGAAAACGUCUAGAAGAGGAAGAGGCCGAACGGAAACGGCUAGAAGAGAAAGAGGCAGAACGAGAAUGUCUUGAAAACAAAGAACCUGAACGAAAAGUUACUGAGGAAGCUGAACAAAAGCUUCAAGAGACCGGACAAAGUUCAGAAGACAAGGGGGGCGAAAAUCUUGUAAAUGAAGAUGAACAGAAAGAGAAAUUAAAUAUUAGCGCCAAUCAAGAUCCUCUUGACGAAGAGACAAAAUCCAUCAUUACCGAAGCAGAAAAACCAAAAGAUGAAGAACAAGACGAUGAGGAAGAGUACGGAAGUGAUGAAGAAGUCGAAUAUAUCUACGUUGAUUCAGAUGGAAAUGAAAUAUCUGAUGGAAGUGACGUCGAAGUCGUAGAAGUUGAUGAAGAUGGAAAUGAAAUUGUUUAUGUUGAUGAAGACGAUGAGGAGGUUGGAUCAGACGAGGAAGUAAUUUAUCAAGAUGAGGAUGGCAAUUACGUGGAUGCAGAUGGAAAUCCAGUAGACUACGACAGUCAAGAAGAAGAUGAUGAGGAGAUCGGUUCUGAUGAAGAAGUUAUCUAUAUGGAUGAAGAUGGUAAUUAUGUUGAUGCGGAUGGAAAUAUCGUUGAAUAUGAAGAAGAAGAGGAGGAAGAGGAAGAAAGUUAAAUUUUAUUUAUACUAUGACUGUUUGAUAAAUAUGCGGCAUUCGUAAUAUCAUAAGUAGGCUAAAUCCCAGUUUUUCAAUAGCACGAAAUCAGAUUAUAAUAAUUCUAAUCAGAAGGCAUAAUUUCUCCACUAUACUCAAUUACACAUAUCACCCAGAUUCGAGUAGGUUUAACUAUUUUUACUGUAGAUUGGAACGAGUUUAACAUGCAACAUGGUCAUAGUUGUUGCUGCAGUCGUAAUUUUUUUUCAUUUAUUUGAAUAUCUUAUUGUUCUUAAUUUCUGUAAUGUAAUUUACAUGAUUUGAAAUUACUUCAGAAGAAACUAUUGAGAAAACUAUCACACAUAUUGCAUUUUUCAUUAUGUGACGGUUGAAAAAUUUUUCGAAUGACUACUGUAUGUUUUUGACUUGUAAUCUAUGCACACACGUUUCUGUUAUGUAAUGAUAUUGCUGUCAUAUUCGGAACAACGAAAGAUUCAAAGACUAGCUGUUUUUCACGCCCAGAAAAAUAUAUACAGACUUUAUUUGUGCAAUUCUACUUUAUUUGAUGAAUAUUUACGUAUUGUCGUAUUAGUUAUUCUUUAAUAUCCAUUUAAAUAUGUACAAAUAUGUUAUUACGAUAAUAUACAUAAUUAAGUCUUUUCCCGGUGUCUAUUUAAUUUUUACUCACCCCAAAAAAAGAGUAUGAGCAACAUCUGACAUGCUAAAACCCUUCACCCUUUCAAUUCCUUACCAAAAUAUAACGGAAGACAACACUUCGCGAAGACAAUUUUUGUCUUUUCUGUUGAAAAAUAGAACAAAUGCAGAAGGGGCGAGUGAAACAAAAGAUACAUCAGUAUAUAUUGAUUGUGCAUUAGAAAGCAAAAUUCAAUAAAACAAACAAUAGUACUAUAGCAGUCUCACAUACAUAUCGUAUUGAUAAUUU